GCUUUAAAUUAUACAAAACUAGCUGAAUUACCAACACUGUAAAUCGGCUAGUUUUAUCGUCUGUGUUGUUGUGUUAAUUUCAAGUUCAGUGGUAGGCUUAAAGAAAAAAGAAAUCGAUACGAAAAAAAACUAAAAAAGAAAUAAAUCACACACAAAGCUUUUAUCAUAAAUAGUCUUUACAAUAAACCAAACAAAAAACACACACAGACACACACACACAACUCAGUUUUAUUGAUUACAACUAAGAGCUACAUCAUAACAUACGGUGACAAUGGCCUGGCGAUUCAAAGCAUCCAAAUAUAAGAAUGCAGCACCAAUUGUACCCAAAGCAGAGGCUUGCAUACGUGAAAUAUGUGUGGGAUCUUAUCAAACCUAUGGCAAUAAUAUUGCUGCCUCAGCUGCCUUUAUGGCUUUCAACUGGGAACACACGGGUUCGAGUGUUGCGGUCUUGGCAUUAGAUGAUUGUGGUCGUAAAAGUAAAACUAUGCCUCUGCUGCAUGCUCAUACAGAUACUGUUACGGAUAUGAGUUUUUCACCUUUUCAUGAUGGUCUUUUGGCUACGGCAUCGCAGGAUUGUAUGGUUAAAAUAUGGCAUAUACCAGAAAAAGGUUUGGAAACUUCACUUUCAGAUCCAGAAUGUGUUUUUUCACACAAACAGAGGCGUGUAGAGACGGUAGGUUUUCAUCCUACAGCUGAUGGUUUAUUGCAUUCCACUUCUAUGGGUUGUGUAAGCCUCUUCGAUUUGACACAACAAAAAGAGAUAUAUUCCAACAAUGAACAUCCUGAAGUUAUACAAUCUGCCAGUUGGAAACAAGAUGGCACCGUUUUAGCCACUAGCUGCAAAGAUAAAUAUUUACGCAUUUUAGAUCCUCGAGUCAAUGGUUCUCCCAUACAAAUGUCUGCUGAAUCACAUCAAAGCAUUAAAGAUUCCCGUGUCGUUUGGUUGGGUAAUCAAUCACGCAUUUUAACCACCGGUUUCGAUUCUGCUCGCCUACGUCAAGUGAUUAUACGUGAUAUUCGAAAUUUAUCAGUUCCCGAAAAAACCUUAGAAUUGGAUUGUUCUACUGGCAUUUUAAUGCCUCUAUAUGAUCCGGAUACUAAUAUGUUAUUCUUGGCGGGUAAAGGUGAUACAACUAUUAACUAUUUAGAAGUUACCGACAAAGAUCCCUUCCUUAUUGAGGGUCUACGACAUACGGGUGAACAAACUAAAGGUGCUUGUUUAGUGCCAAAGAGAGCUCUUAAAGUUAUGGAGGGUGAGGUUAAUCGUGUCCUGCAAUUGACCUCGAAUAUGGUUAUACCCAUUAUGUAUCAGGUGCCACGUAAGACUUAUCGUGAUUUUCAUAGUGAUUUAUAUCCCGAUACGACUAGUUGUCGUACUGACUUGACGGCCGCUGAUUGGAUGAGCGGUACUAAUAUGGCGGUUCCAAAAAUGAGUUUGGAUCCCGCCAAACGUGAAUUGGGAGAUGCACCCGUUAUUAUACAUCGUGGAAACUUAAAAGAAUAUGUUAAAAAUAUUGAAAACAAAAAACUUGUUUUAAUAGAUGAUAAAUUGAAUAAAAAACAACAUUUAAAUGGUUGUCACAAUAAUCCACAACAAAUUAUAGCCAAAUCUCUUAAAUCACCCAAACAAGAAGUAGUCGAUGGUGGUGAGGAUUUCCAAAAGGAUGAACUCUCUACAAUAUUUAAAAAAUUCGAUACAAAAUAUAAAACAGAUUCAGAAAAAGAAAUGAUAAUGGCAGAUGAUAGCCAUGAGGGUGAUGGUGGUGCUCAACAGAUAACACCACCCUCGGAAGAUUCACCAAAUACUGAAGAUUCUUCUUCGUCAUCGGUACCAAAACCUAUGCCAAGAACAUCACGUAACAAUUCAUUACCAGAUGCCCAACAACCUCAGUCACCGUUAGAAUCGAAUAAUGUCAUACCUAAGCCAAGGCCUAGAACCUCGGCAGGAGCCUAUAAGCCUCGCUUGGGUCCUAAACCUUUCUCCAGCAACUCUGUAGAUGUUUCCUUCGAUAAAGUAUUUGCUGUUCCCGUAGCUCCUGGCUCGCAAGAGAAUCUUUCGCAAACUUGUAAUAAUCCUCCUGCAAAUGACAGUGAAACCUCUAACAGCACGAAACCCGAUUUAAUAGUGGAAAUUGAAAUAAAAAAACAAUCAUCUGGUUCUGAUGGUGAAAAUAAUGGUUUACAAAAGUCUCUAUCAACUUCUGAGAGACGCAAAUCCUCUCUGGAUGAUGAAGAUUCCAGUGACAAGAUAUUCGAACAAAAUCAUUCAGAAUCUUCGGAAAAUUCCACAGAGGGUGAUGAUAAACCCGACUCGGAAUUACGUAGAUUUUCACCAGCACGCAGUAGCAUUGCCGAGCGAAGACGUCUAUAUGAAUUGCACUCAAAAAGUACUACCGAAGAAAGAUCUCAAUCGCCAGUGCCAUUACGCCGUGAAUUAUCUAAAGUUGAGUCUACUACUAAAACAAAUGCCAUUGAUAUGAAGAGAACAUCUGUGCCCGAGGGUAAAAUGUUGGAUGAAAGACGUCGUAAUUUACCCCCAAAAGAGGUAACAGACAGUGGGGCUGGUAUUAAGAAAUCGGCCACAGAAACUGCUAUCACCACCUCACAUAAACGUACUUCGACUGUCUUUGGUAAGGUGUCAAAAUUCCGCCAUUUAAAAGGCACACCUGGACACAAGUCUACACACAUUGAAAAUCUACGCAAUUUAAGUAGACAAAUACCGGGUGAAUGUAAUGGUUUCACCGCCAAUCAUGAACGUGUUGCUGUGCCAUUAUCUGGUCCGGGGGGAAAAAUAGCCAUAUUUGAAUUAACAAAACCAGGACGUUUGCCAGAUGGUGUCAUACCCUCUUUGGUGAAUGGCAGUAAUAUUAUGGAUUUCCAAUGGGAUCCUUACGAUGCCAAACGUUUGGCAGUUGCCUGUGAUGAUGGCAUGGUAAAAUUGUGGCGUAUACCCGAUGGUGGUCUUUUGGAACCUACCAAUGCUCCCGAACAGGAAUUAACUGCUCAUUCAGAUAAAAUUUACUUUAUACGUUUUCAUCCCUUGGCCCAAGAUAUUUUACUAACGGCCAGUUAUGAUAUGUCUAUAAAAUUAUGGAAUUUACAAACCAUGGAGGAGAAAUGUGUUUUAACUGGUCAUUCGGAUCAAAUAUUUGACUUUGCUUGGAGUCCUUGUGGAAAAUAUGGUGCUACCGUUAGUAAGGAUGGUAAAAUACGUAUCUACAAUCCACGUAAAUCGGAGACACCCAUACGUGAGGGCAAUGGUCCGGUGGGUACUCGUGGUGCUCGUAUUGUUUGGGCUUUAGAUGGUCAAUAUAUUGUAUGCACCGGCUUUGAUAAAGUCUCGGAACGUCAAAUCAGUGUUUAUAAAGCGGAUCAUUUAAAUGCUCCCUUAAACACUGCCAGUUUAGAUGUAUCCCCUUCCAUUUUAAUACCCUUUUACGAUGAGGACAGUUCCACCUUGUUUGUUACCGGCAAAGGAGACUCCACCAUCUAUUGCUAUGAAAUUACGGAUGAGGAACCUUUUAUUUGUCCCUUAUCACAUCAUCGCUGUACUUCACUGCAUCAGGGUUUAAGUUUUCUUACCAAAAAUCAUUGUGAUGUCGCUAGUGUUGAGUUUUGUAAAGCCUACCGCUUGACCAAUACCACCAUAGAACCUUUAAGUUUUACGGUGCCACGUAUUAAGAGUGAACUUUUCCAAGAUGAUUUAUUCCCCCCCACACGUGUUACUUGGCUGCCUACCAUGUCGGCCGAUGAAUGGUUCUUAUCGAAUGAUAAAAAAGUCAAGAAAAUUAGUUUACAACCUGAAGGCAUGGAUACUUUGUCCUCUAUCCAACCGGUGGUUAGUCAAACAAAACCUUCGGUUGCUUCUCAAUCGGCGGCUUCAGCGGCUGGCGAACAUUUAAAUAAAUUUGAUAUUGAUAAGAAUAAACAGAAAGAAAUUCAAAAAUCAGUUAGUGCCCGCAUGGAAUACAACACCAAAUUAGAACAAGACGAUAUGGAGGGUGUUGACGAAAACGAAUGGCAAGAUUAAGUUUAAGACACAAGACUCACAAAAAAAGUCUUAACGCAAAAAAAAAAAAAAAAAAAAAAACACCCCAAAACGAUAAGAAAAAAUGAAAAAGUCUUUAGUAAUUAGAUUAAGAUUUUUUUUUAAAAAUGUAUGAUCUCCUUUUUCUCAAACAACCAAAUCCCCCUUAAAACCUUUAGGCCACAUCCAAACAAAAAAAAAAAAAACACCUGUCCCCCUCUUAAAUGGCUUAAACAUUUAGCAAAAUGUUGUAAUAAGUGUGCGAAAUUUGUUUUUAUUUGUCUAGUAGUUUUUGAGAUUUGUUCUAUAACAUGACAUGAUAUUUUUAGUUUAAAAGAAUGAACAAAGAAAGAAAGAAAA
Messenger RNA from Lucilia cuprina (Australian sheep blowfly), 4387 nucleotides. RefSeq names its product coronin-7 (gene pod1). Gene Ontology annotation, molecular function: protein binding. The record is from RefSeq and is a predicted model, not a curated record. NCBI's taxonomy places the organism in Eukaryota, Metazoa, Arthropoda, Insecta, Diptera, Calliphoridae. The transcript is spliced from 14 exons. The coding region runs from base 272 to 4030 and encodes 1252 amino acids.